UUCCGGUCGCCAUGGCGACCGGGCGCCUUGGGGUUGGGGAGACGCUGGAAGCCCUUAAUGCAGCUGUAGGGUCUGGUAGCCCGGUGUGGUUUAAGGAAACGCAUGCCCGGCACCUUCGUGUCCGAGACUUCUUGGCACCGCGAAGCGCGCUACAGGCGCGCUUCAGGGAUGGGCAGGUGCCAGAGUGCGUGUUGCGUGCGGUCUCCUGCCUGCAGGGUCCAGGAGUGGCCCCUGUACUGCGCUGCGCGCCGACACCCGCGGGUUUAUCGCUCCAACUACAGCGGCCCGCAGUCUUCGAACAUGUACUCGGUGCCCUGGCCUCCUAUGCUACUCCCGCCAAACGCACCUCACCAGGCCCGCGAGUUGUCCUACACUGCCCAGCACUGCGCUGUGAUCCGGAAACGCUCCGAUUGAGCCAGCUGCGUGCCGUGCUCGUAGCCGAUCACCUAGGACGGGUGCUGUGUGCUCAUGGGGUACGUGUGUGCUCAGUGCCCCCGGUGCGGGACCCUCACAUGUCAACUUUCCUCCAGAAACUUCGGGUGGAAUGGCCCACUGCCUCGAAGAGCACGACAGAAACACUGAGAACCCAUGUACUUGCAAACCUUAAUGGUUCUGAGGAGACACUGCCCCCUGGCGUCCUAGGCCGACUGUGUCUGAAGGAACUGGUAGAACAGAGACAUGCUGCUGGCUAUGACCCCAGCAUAGACCACUGUUUGGUGACUGAAGAUCUGCUCUCUGUGCUGUCUGAGCUGCAGCAGGCUGUGCGCCGUUGGCCAGCGGAUGGCCAACCAGGCCAGGUUGGGGAUCCAGAUGCUGGUGUAGAUGACUGCAUGGUUAUACAUGUGGUGAGCUGUGAGGAGACGUUCCAGCAACAAAAGCUGGAUCUGCUUUGGCAGAAGCUGGAUGACCAGGCUCCUCACAAGCAGAAGCACCUGGUGUGUGGCCCAGUGAAAGUAGCUGGUGUUCCUGGCACCCAGAUGACUGCCCCUGAGUACUACCGGCUCAGACAUGGGCAGGUGUGCAAGGCAUCAGCACUGAAGCAUGGAGGAGACUUGGCACAAGACCCUGCAUGGACCGAGACCUUUGAUAUCCUCUCUGUGGCCACCAUCAAAUUUGAGAUGCUAAGCACAGCUCCGCAGAGCCAGCUCCUCCUAGCCCACAGCACCAUCUCCACAAAGGGCACAAAGAGUGGAACUUUUGUCAUGUAUAACUGUGCCCGCCUUGCCACACUCUUUGAGGGUUACAAACAUGGAAUGGAACAAGGUCUGUACCCCACUUUUCCACUUGUGAGCAGUCUGGAUUUCUCAUUGCUCCAUGACGAGGGUGAGUGGCUGCUGCUUUUCAACAGUGUCCUUCCCUUCCUGGACCUGCUGAGCCAGACUGUGAGCCUGACCAGCACCCCAGGGCUCCACAUCUCAGUUCGCACGGAGAUGGUGUGCAAGUUCCUGGUGCAGCUCAGCAUGGAUUUCAGCUCCUACUAUAACAGAGUACACAUUCUAGGGGAACCUCGGCCACACCUCUUUGGUCAGAUGUUUGCUCGCCUACAGCUUUUGAGGGCAGUACGUGAGGUGUUCCACACAGGCUUGGCUAUGCUGGGCCUCCCUCCGCUGAGCCACAUCUAAGGGCCCAAUAGCUAGGAAUGUUUAUAAAAGCAUCAACUGGGAAAAAAACAAAACCUCACAGAUGUUGGGCACUAAAAGUCAGAAUAAAUACAAUUUCAUCCUA
Molecule: messenger RNA, 1725 nt
Organism: Grammomys surdaster
Lineage: Eukaryota; Metazoa; Chordata; Mammalia; Rodentia; Muridae
Gene: Dalrd3
Product: DALR anticodon binding domain containing 3
Exons: 12
Coding region: 12-1622 (536 amino acids)
Biological process (GO): tRNA C3-cytosine methylation; arginyl-tRNA aminoacylation
Molecular function (GO): tRNA binding; ATP binding; arginine-tRNA ligase activity
Source: RefSeq, a predicted model, not a curated record